This is a messenger RNA of Asterias rubens (European starfish), 2058 nucleotides long. RefSeq lists its product as uncharacterized. The record is from RefSeq and is a predicted model, not a curated record. Bases 61 to 1590 code for a protein of 509 amino acids. Lineage: Eukaryota; Metazoa; Echinodermata; Asteroidea; Forcipulatida; Asteriidae. The transcript is spliced from 7 exons.
UCGCGCAUAAACACCGGGAUCAUUUCGCGAUGUGAUUCUAAACUUUGUGAAGCUGCUAAAAUGCUUGUUUGCUUUUAUUCUGCAAGACGCUUUCAGAUAUUGGCAACUAUGGCAUUUGUCAGACGAUUUUGCUCAUCAGCUGAGUUUGGGUAUCAUCACAGCACAGGAAAGUGUAUCUCCAGAGGGUUGUGCUUCGCAUCCCAGCUGGGAAGCAGUCGGGCAAAUGGAACGUCUUCGUUUAAUAGAGGGGGUAAACACUCCACCUUGCACAUCUACUUCUCAAAGCUGAGGCCAGCCAUGAUCAGCAAAGAGACAAUGAGUCAAGAAGCUUUGUUUAGCCAACACCGAUCUCGCUCUUUGCACUGGGACAAGAGGGAGACAUCUCUCAUGUGCUUGCAAGAAUCCUCUGAAGGAUCCGCAAUCUCAAACCAGGAAGGAUUGAAAGAAGACAUUAAAGAAGCAGAGCUGCCUGUGUUAGUCCGGGUUGAAGGUAACACCAUCAAUCAUGUCCUGUCAAUGUUGACGUCCACACUGCCAGUCCACGACAGCCUGAGGGACAUCACAGCGACGCUACGCAGACUCUCUGCAACCAUGCACGUCCAGAGCGUCCUCGAGACGGCGGCCAAACCACGCGAAGAAUGCAGUGAUGACAUCAUCAUUCGAAACCAGCCAAUCACAAAUCACAGCUCUGAUAAUUUCGUCCACACUGCCCCAACUGAUGCUCUACACAAACUAAAUCCAUUUAAUGUCAAAAGGGACUUCUUAAAUCCAAGGCUUAAUAACUCAAGGUUUAUCAAACCAGACGCUCCUUCUGUCGAAAAACUCAAACCUCAAAGUUUAUCGGAAGCCACAGGACGUCAAGCGAGGGCGCAUUUGUAUUUCAAUAAAGUGUACCAUGUUCCAAUGGUGGCCUCUGUACCAGAGCCGAACCUUCAAUCAUCGGCGAAUGAUCGUUCAGAUUCCACUGCUGGUGUUCAUCCCUCCCAUCAUGGAGACAUUCUAACCCCACCUGAUCAGAAUAACCAUAGACCCAGCAAGGAACAGAUUCUAGUCAUGCAUGAGAGGCUGUCCAACGAACUGCCCAACUUCCUACAGGAACCUCAUGACUUCAGUAUGUACGCAGACACACUAGAAUUCGACAACAGAAUCCUGAGAAUCAAGACAAGAGGGCUGCCGGCCUACAAGGCUUGCCUCCAGUCCAUGAAGAGCCUCGGAACCACUUACAUGACAGGAUCAAGCAUGGAGGUGUUACGGAUCACCGCUGAUCUGGAUCAGGAUCAGAUCCAGGCAAGAUGGAGGAUAAAGGGAGUACCACUUCACAGCUACAUCAUCAGACCUUGGCGUCGAAAUCACCCUCACAGAUAUUUUGAUGCAUUCUCUACUUUUGAUGUUGGUACUGACGGUCUCAUUCAUCGACAUAAACUUGACAAGGUUAUGCCUAACCCAUCGGAUAAGGUGAGGUCUCCAUCCUUGGCUGUGCGUAUUGGCAUCGCGUUGGGCGUAGUCCGCAACCCCGCCUUGUCGCCGGACUGUAUGGUAUCCAAGCCUCUCGCCUUCAUCCAACACAAGACGAACCCCAGCAAACUAUAAAAACCCUACCUGCUUAAUACAUCAUGUAGAUUGUUCUCGCUGUAUAUGAAGUAGUUUAUCCAUCUCUGAAGAUCAUUAUCGAAGUCUUUCGGGACUUGGUCUCAGUUCUUGCUUGACUUUAGCUGCAUUCAACAUCGGAAAGUUCGUUUGAUAUCUAAACGGUAGAGGAAAACCAUGUAUGGAAUCAGAUAACUCGGACAUGUAACUUUAGAUUCAAAGAAGUCAUGUGUGGUUGUGUUUGAUACAAUUUAGCUACAUUGUUGUUUAUUAUUCAAUAGAACUUGUGCGCGUGACGUAUUUGGGUAGGCGCCCUCGACUAGAGGUAAAAAGAAGGCAGCUCAUUGGGGUGGGAUGAGAAGGGGGGGGUACAGGGCGACCAGGCUUCUGGAUGUAGCCUGGGCCCAAUUUCAAAGAGAUGGUUAAGCAGAAAAUAUUACUCAACAAUUGUCUGCUAAGCAGAAAUGAGCA